AUGCAAGAGACCGAACACAUAGCCCUAAACCCUCCGGAGCCUAUGCCUGUAGACCCUCACGAAGUGAUCCGCUCUCGUCCAACUCGAAUAUAUACCGCAGGAUCAAAGGGCCCUGAUAAGUUGAAGAGGUUUCUCGAGAAUGACCGGAAAGUAUUGCGAUUUUACUGCAUAUGGGACGACCGGGAUAGCAUGUUUGGGGAGCUGCGAGAAUUUGUCCUCCACUAUUACCUCGUCGACGACAGCGUAGAGGUCCGUGAGGUGCAAAAGCCUAACAAUGGUCGUGAUCCAUUUCCUAUUCUGUUGAGGCGACAACAAUUACCCAAGGCCUUCAAAGAUCUGUCUGAUGUCAGCGAUACAGCCAAAUACACCUGGAAAGACUUCCGCGUAGGCAAUGUCAUCAACGUACUGGGACGACCCUUCCUCAUUCGAGACUGCGAUGACUACACACGUAAAUUCUAUGCAGAGCACCUGAAUCUUGCUCCCAACGACAUGAAACCUUUGGAUCUCAAGCUAGACAAAACCGACAAAGACGUGGAGGAAAUACCUCCAUACAACGGUUUUGGUUCUGUGGAAGACUCUCUUGGAUCCGUCAAGUAUCUUGUACUAAAGCCUCCGAAGAAAGACUUCAUAAAAAUGCUCGAAAACGAGCACAAGGUGCUACGCUUUGUUGCCAAAAUGGGCUCCAAGCAUAAAGAAGACCGUGAUCGUCGUUUUGUUAUUACUUAUCGUCUCGCCGAUGAUAUGAUGACUAUCUACGAGCCCCCUCAAAGAAAUGCGGGAGUUAUUGGCGGAAAGUUCAUGGAGCGCACUCGUGUUCUUCUUCCUGGCUCGUCCUUGUCAGAUCCGCGCGGUCCGCGAUAUUACACUGCAAAAGAUCUCUAUGUUGGUGCUACUGUUACAGUCUUCGCUCAUCGCUUUAUUCUGCUGGAUGCCGAUGAAUAUGUCUUCAACUAUAUGGAAAAAGACCCGGCAUCGUUUCCCCAGAGCGACUGUGGACGGAUUCUUACAAGAGCGCGUUCUUUAAUCAAACAGUGUGGUGGGGAUGCCGCAAAAAAGCAAGUUGAAGAUGUAUGUGCCCGUGAAGACGCUACCGGCUCGGGAAGAUGUGCACGGCAAACUCUCGUCGCAGCGGGUCGAGAAAUCUGGGGUAUCGACUUGAGUGACCAUGAAAUUAUUACGCUCGCGCGUCAGUUUGAAGAUUCACAACGUCAGGUAGACUAUAAGCGGCUUGUAGCUGCUCUUUGA
Spizellomyces punctatus DAOM BR117 is the source of this 1245-nucleotide messenger RNA. RefSeq lists its product as uncharacterized. Lineage: Eukaryota; Fungi; Chytridiomycota; Chytridiomycetes; Spizellomycetales; Spizellomycetaceae. Gene Ontology annotation, molecular function: alpha-tubulin binding. Gene Ontology annotation, cellular component: mitotic spindle; axoneme. Gene Ontology annotation, biological process: mitotic cytokinesis; mitotic spindle organization; cilium-dependent cell motility. The record is from RefSeq and is a predicted model, not a curated record. Bases 1 to 1245 code for a protein of 414 amino acids. The transcript has 9 exons.